AUGAAGACGAUACUCUCUUCGGAGACCAUGGAUAUACCAGACGGGGUGAAGAUCAAGGUCAAAGCAAAAAUGAUUGAAGUGGAGGGUCCGAGGGGAAUACUGACGCGAAACUUCAAGCAUUUGAACUUGGAUUUCCAGCUGAUCACCGACGAGGAAACUGGGAAGAGGAAGCUGAAGGUGGAUGCAUGGUUCGGGUCGAGGAAAACCACCGCAGCCAUCCGCACUGCUCUCAGCCAUGUCAAUAACCUGAUUAACGGCGUUACUAAGGGAUACCGCUACAAGAUGCGUUUUGUAUAUGCUCACUUUCCGAUUAAUGCUUCUAUUACUAAUGGUAACAAGUCGAUUGAGAUUCGUAACUUCCUUGGAGAGAAGAAGGUUAGGAAGGUGGAAAUGCUUGAAGGAGUUAACAUUGUUAGAUCUGAGAAGGUUAAGGAUGAAUUGGUUUUGGAUGGAAAUGACAUUGAGCUUGUUUCUCGAUCUUGUGCCCUGAUAAACCAGAAAUGCCAUGUGAAGAACAAGGAUAUCAGGAAGUUCCUAGACGGUAUCUAUGUCAGCGAGAAGGGAACCAUAGUUGAAGAAGAAUGA
Messenger RNA from Fraxinus pennsylvanica, 585 nucleotides. The record is from the annotation of a GenBank genome assembly. Lineage: Eukaryota; Viridiplantae; Streptophyta; Magnoliopsida; Lamiales; Oleaceae.